UUGAAUACGUACUUUUGUAGUUUAGAAAGAAUAAUAAUUUGAAUUUUAAUUAAUAUUAAUCCUAAUCUAAUUUCGUUAAAUGUUUUAAACAAUUAAAUACAAGUACAGCUUUUCGUUAAAGUAGAAAUGGCUGAUUUUCUGGAGUCCGAGGCGGAGGAGAGCGAGUUGGAUUCUGAAGAUGAACAGCCAACUGAGCGUAAAAAACCCAAACGCAAGGCAGCAGUUCAGAGCGAUGAUGAAGACGAAGAAGAAGAAGAUGAUGAGGAGCGGUUACGUGAAGAGUUAAAGGACUUGAUUGAUGAUGCUCCUAUAGAAGAGUCCGGUAGUGAUGGUGAGGAUUCUGAUGCCAGUUUGCGUAAGAAGAGAAAAAAAAGUGAUGAUGAACUUGAUGAUAGAUUAGAAGAUGAAGAUUAUGAUUUAAUUGAAGAAAAUUUAGGUGUUAAAGUAGCUAGGAAUAAGUUUAAACGUCUCCGUCGAUUAGAGGAUGAUGAUAGUGACAAUGAGGGUGCUGAUGACCCCGAGCUGGAAAGGGAAGUCAUUGCAGAGAAAUUAUUUGUUGGUGGCUCUGAUGAGGAGGAUGAAAACCGCUCAGAGUCUGCGGCUCCAAGAGAGGUGGAGUAUGAUGAUGAGAAUGAAGAUGUGGAGUCAGAUGCGGAUGACUUCAUUGUAGAUGAUGAUGGCAGACCUAUAGCUGAGAGAAAAAAGAAACGCAAACUUAUAUUCACUGAUGCUUCCUUGCAAGAGGGUCAAGACAUUUUUGGUGUGGACUUUGAUUAUGAUGAAUUUGAAAAAUAUGGGGAUGAGGAUUAUGAGGAUGAGGAAGAGGAAGACCUGGAUGAGUAUAUUGAAGAUGAGGAUGAAGGCGCUGGAAAAAGGCCAAAGGGUAAAUCUAAACGCCCCAGUAAGAAAUCUAUAUUUGAGAUAUAUGAGCCGAGUGAGUUGAAGAGAAGUCAUUUUACGGAUUUGGAUAAUGAGAUACGCAAAACUGACGUACCUGAGCGUAUGCAAAUCCGCGAAGUACCCAUAACAGCAGUGGAGGAAGGCAGCACCGAGCUAGAGGAUGAAGCUGAAUGGAUAUACAAGCAGGCAUUCCUCAAACCACCCGUCUCUAAAGCUGACUCGCAGGAAGCCAGGGAACGAUCGCGCAGGGGCCCAAGUACUAUAACAAAGAUCCGUCAAGCACUGGACUUCAUGAGGAAUCAGACCCUGGAAGUUCCAUUUAUUGCAUUUUAUCGCAAAGAGUACGUGCAACCGGAGCUGAGUAUCAAUGACUUGUGGAAAGUUUAUAAGUAUGAUGCAAAAUGGUGUCAAUUGAAGCAACGUAAAGAGAAUCUCCUCAAACUAUUGGAAAAUAUGCGAGAGUACCAACUAGACAAAGUCAUGCAAAACCCUGAUGCACCCAUACCUGAAAACAUGAGACUUAUCAAAGACGAAGAUAUUGAAAGGCUAAAAAAUGUUCAAACACCCGAGGAGCUGCGCGAUGUACACACACACUUCCUGUUAUAUUACUCUACUGAAUUGCCUGAGAUGCAGAGAAUACAACGCAUCAAAGAAAAAAAGAAGGAACUUGUAGAUAAAAAGAGACUAGCACGGGAAGAAGCAGAGAAGAAUGGGUUAGAUCCUGAUGAGGCUGUUGCUGAAGUUGAAGCCAGGGCUUUACAGGAAGAUGAAGUAGUUACUGAUGUGAAGUAUGCAGUGAGGUCGGGACCAUAUGAACUCUGUAGGAAAGCUGGCAUUGAGCCACUUGUGAAGAAAUUUGGUUUGACACCGGAGCAGUUCGCCGAGAAUGUACGCGAUAAUUAUCAGCGACAUGAGGUCGAACAACAACCUGUACCGCCGCUAGAAGCCGCAGCUGCCUAUACGGGGUCGAUCGGGUCUGCGGCGGAGGUGGUGCGGCGCGCGGUGUACAUGUGCGGCGUGCAGCUCGCGCGCGAGCCGCAGCUGCGCGGCGCGCUGCGGGACGCGCUCCGCGAGCGGGCCACGCUCUCCGCGCGGCCCACGGCCCGCGGCCUCAAGGAGAUCGACGAGAACCACCCCUGCUACAGCUUGAAAUACCUAAAGAAGAAGCCGGUGCGCGAUUUGACUGGCGACCAAUUCCUUAAGCUGACGAUGGCUGCAGAAGACAAAUUAAUAGAGCUGACUAUCAGUGAACAGAUUGAGGGCAACACAAGCCCUAGCUAUUUGGAGGAGCUUAAGCAGCUUUAUCAAAAGGACGAGUUCGCCUCUACAGUACAGGCGUGGAACGAACUACGUGCGGAGGCAGUCACUAUCGCUCUCAACAAGAUCGUGAUGCCGGAGUUGCGGCGGGAACUGAACGCUGUGCUGCUACAAGAAUCAAAAGAAUAUGUACUCAAAUGCUGUCGUAGACGAUUAUACGACUGGUUGAAAGCCGCUCCGUACGAGUCGCGGGUGUCUGACGACGAUGACGAGGAUUGGGAUGCAUCGAAUGGUCUGCGCGUGCUGUCGAUCGCGUACGUGCCGGACCGGCAGCACUCGGCCUUCGCGUGCGUGGUGGCGGCCGGCGGGGAGGUGGCCGACCACCUGCGCCUGCCGCACCUGCUGUACCGCCGCAACGCCUGGGACGCGCUCGAGCGGCGCAACAAGGAGGCCGACAUGACCGCCUUGCGACGGUUUAUAUUACAUAAGAAACCUCACGUGAUCGUGAUUGGCGGGGAGUCUCGCGAAGCGCUCAACGUAAAGGCGGACGUAGCUGAAUGUGUGCAACAAUUGGUGGAGGAUGAACAGUUUCCCAGGAUACCUAUAGAGAUAGCAGAUAAUCACAUAAGCAAGAUAUACAGCAAUAGUAUACGCGGACGGAAUGAUUUUAGAGAGUACCCAGAUAUUCUACGGCAGGCAAUAUGUCAAGGUCGUCUAUUACAAGAUCCGUUGAUGGAAAUUUCACAACUGUGUGGCCCAGAUGAGGAAAUUUUAUGUCUCCGCUAUCACCCAUUGCAGGAUCAAAUUACUAAAGAGGAUCUACUGGAAGGUAUUGAACUAGAAUUCGUGAAUCGGGUGAACGAAGUAGGUGUAGAUAUGAAUGAGGCUAUCUUGACUGGUCGCGGCACAGAGCUCUUGCAGUUCGUAUGUGGUUUAGGGCCAAGAAAGGCUCAGGCCCUAAUAAAGCUCUUUAAACAGACCAAUCAAAAACUUGAAAACAGAACACAGUUGGUGACUGUUUGUCAUAUGGGCCCUAAAGUGUUUAUAAAUUGCUCUGGAUUUAUAAAAAUCGAUACGAGCAGUCUUGGUGAUAGUACUGAGGCAUAUAUAGAAGUAUUAGAUGGGUCGAGAGUUCAUCCGGAGACUUACGAAUGGGCACGAAAGAUGGCCGUUGAUGCUUUGGAGUAUGAAGACGAAGAUGCGAACCCUGCUGGCGCUGUGGAGGAGAUUUUAGAGGCGCCAGAGAGAUUAAAAGAUCUCGAUCUGGAUGCAUUUGCGGAAGAGUUAGAGCGCCAAGGAUUCGGCAACAAGUGUAUAACCCUGUAUGAUAUUAGAGCUGAAUUGAAUUCUAGAUACAAAGAUCUAAGAGUUCCAUAUCGCUCACCGACUCCGGAAGAGAUGUUCGAUAUACUAACUAAAGAGUCUCCAGAAACUUUCUAUGUAGGGAAGAUGGUGUUAGCCACUGUCUUCGGCAUUACACACAGAAAGCCCCAAAGAGAGAUGCUGGAUCAGGCCAACCCUGUAAGAAAUGAUGAGACUGGUUUAUGGGAAUGUCCUUUCUGUCACAAGAAUGAUUUUCCUGAACUUUCAGAGGUGUGGAACCACUUCGACGCAGGCGCGUGUCCGGGCCAGGCCACGGGCGUGCGCGUGAGGCUGGACAACGGACUGUCCGGGUACAUACACAUCAAGAACCUGUCCGACCGCCACGUGGCCGACCCCACCGAGCGCGUGCGUAUCGGACAGACCGUGCACUGCCGCAUUCUCAAGAUCGACGUCGAGAGGUUCUCCGUCGACUGCUCCUCCAAGUCUUCAGAUCUCCUGGAUAAGAAUAAGGAGUGGAGACCUCAGAAAGAUCCAUAUUACGAUCAAGAAUCAGAAGAUAAGGAUGUACGUAAAGACACAGAGGCAAAGCAGACAAAGGAGCGCAUGCAAUAUGUGAAGCGUGUGAUCGUGCACCCCGCCUUCCAUAAUAUCUCGUUCGCUGAAGCUGAAAAGCUAAUGGAGAAUAUGGCCCAAGGCGAGGUCAUCGUCCGUCCUAGCAGUAAGGGUUCUGAUCAUCUCACUGUGACUUGGAAAGUGGCCGAUGGUAUAUGUCAACAUAUCGACGUACGCGAGGAAGGCAAAGAAAAUGUGUUCUCAUUAGGUCGAAGUCUAUGGAUUCAAGGAUCUGAAUUCGAAGAUCUUGAUGAAAUUAUUGCACGUCACGUGACCCCCAUGGCGGGCCACGCUCGAGAUCUUAUCGCCUACAAGUACUACAAACCACUAGGCGGCAUGAGAGAUAAAGCCGAAGAGAUACUGAAAGAGGAAAAAGCUAAAAAUCCAAACAAAAUUCACUACGUCAUUUCAGCUGCCAAAAAUCACCCAGGGAGAUUCCUACUCUCUUAUCUACCUAGAAGUCGAUGUACGCACGAGUAUGUAUCUGUGAUGCCAGACGGUUAUAAAUUUAGACAAAGAAUGUUCGAUUCCCUCGGGAGCUUAUUGAAAUGGUUCAAAGAGCACUUCAGAGAUCCGCCGCCCAGCGGUACUCCCGUGCAGCGAACGCCGGCGCUGAGGACCCCACACGGUGGAAUGACGUCCACCAUGUACCACACGCCGGCGGCCCACACUCCGGCCUUCCACACGCCGGCGCACACGCCCGGACCCGGCGCCGGAUACAUCAACACGCCCUACACUCCAUCCGCUCAAACUCCAUACAUGACGCCGUUCGCGACGACGCCCCGCCAGCCGGACUUCCUCACCCCCAUCGUGCCGAGGCACAAGCCUGUGCAGAUCCCGUACACGGAGCCGGCGGACUGGCAGAAGGCGGCCGAGGAUUGGGUGAGGCACAGAACGUUACGCGAUACGCCGUCGACGCCGCGCAGUGACGCGAUGUCGACCCCGCGGCCGUCGACGCGCACCCCGCGGCCGGACAGCCGGCCGUCCCGGCACGAGUCCCGGUCCGGCCGGCACGACAGUCGCCACGAGUCGAGCCGGACGCCGCGGCCGGGCUCGGGCCGGUCGUCGCGCGCGCAGUCGGUCCGGUCCACGCCGCACACCAACACGUCGCCGCGAUCCAUGUCGCUCGGGGACGCCACGCCCCUCUACGACGAGAAUUAGAAAGACUGACGGCUAGCGUAAAGGAUGUUGUAUUUUAUUUUUGUACCGCCUUAGACUCGACGGCGUUCGAUUGGCGACUCGUAACUGCUACGCUCUGUUCACUUGGUAUAUUUAGUAAUUAAUCAUGAAAGAAUUGUUUACCUAAAUAACGCGUAAAAUAAAUGUGGAAUAAAAAGGUUUUAUGGUAAAUCGAUCAUGUCGUUAGUAUUAUAUAUUUAAUGUCUUAUUUUAAAACGUGUAUAUACGACGGAAAUUUACAAAGAUUGUAACAAACUUGUAUUGUAUCUGUCACUGAGUAUGCCAAGAGGAAAUGAACAGAAAACAAGCGCGCUUUCUGAAGAGUUCGUGUAAGCAUAGCUUAAUAUAAAUUCCAAUGUUAAUGUAUGGAGUGGUUUAUUUAGUCUAGUGACGUAUAUUACCAAUUUUGCAUGCAUUCAUUUUCAUCAAUAUCAAAUGGAGCAUAAGUAUCGCCCAUUUUUAUCUCCGGUGUUUGAUACAUGGCGUCAUAAUUAGAACAAUUAAAACGAAAUGAUUAGUAGAUAGUCGGAAACUUAUUAUUAUUAAUUACACAUAUAACAACAUUUUAUUUUUAACAACUGCGUAAGUAUAUUGAAAGGGAAUAAAGAUAUUUCGCAAUGUUUAUGGUAACUAUUACAAUAGGUUUAUGUAAUACAAUAUUUACUUUCCGUUACAUAAAAUUUCACUUCAGUUUAUAUAUUUUUAGAUAUUUAAUUAUCUAAAUUACACUUAUACAGUAUUUAUAUUUUGACGGAACUAGUUGAUUGUCCAUAAUUGAUAUUAUCAAAUAAUCAGAGUUUCAUAAAAUUUAUUAUUUUGUUUUUAUUUGAGACUCUAAGAUAGGUGAAUUUAAUGGUUUAUAUUUUCCUAAGGAAUUAAAGUGUAGAUACCUGCUACCUAAGAUAUUUUAAUUAUAAUAAUAAAAUCAUAGUUAUUGUGAUUAUGAAUAAUUCUAUAAAAAGCGCCUUUACGAUGUACGCAGUACUAUGAAUAAAUAUGUCCUAUUAUUAAACGGCCAAAUAUUUUUAAAUUACAGUUUCUUAUAUUGUUUCCAU
Messenger RNA from Achroia grisella, 6326 nucleotides. RefSeq names its product transcription elongation factor SPT6 (gene Spt6). Gene Ontology annotation, molecular function: nucleosome binding; DNA binding; histone binding. The record is from RefSeq and is a predicted model, not a curated record. Bases 127 to 5253 code for a protein of 1708 amino acids. NCBI's taxonomy places the organism in Eukaryota, Metazoa, Arthropoda, Insecta, Lepidoptera, Pyralidae. The transcript has 24 exons. Gene Ontology annotation, biological process: mRNA transcription by RNA polymerase II; positive regulation of transcription elongation by RNA polymerase II; nucleosome organization. Gene Ontology annotation, cellular component: transcription elongation factor complex.